AACUAAGACCACAAUUAGAGACCUCGACUUUCAUUCACAAAGAAUUCAAACAACCAAGAUGGAUGCCCUCUAGCGACAUAAGAAUUUAUCAGUCCAUACUUGUUGACACUUUGAGCAAUGAGUGACGACCCUUUAUUGGCUUCUCUCGUCACCACCUUUAGUUUCCAGUUUGUGAUCCCUUCCAGCUCCUUUUCCAUAACAGAAGUUUGGUAUAGGAAGGAGGGCCACGCUCGAGGACGUUGAAGUGCUCCAAAUAAAUCUGCAAACUCUCCUGCAAAGAUGAUAUUAGAUUGUCUCUGGCUUCUCAUACUUUCAAAGGCCCAUAAAACAACCACCAGCUUUGCAUCCUCUCUAUUCUUUAUUCCAGAGAAAGCUCUCCUACUAUGGCAAAGGACCACACCUCUGUCAUUUCUCAAAACCCAAGCUCCUCCCACACAUUCCUUUUCACUGGAAAAAUCCAUUCCCACGUUACACAUCACCCAGUCUGAUUCUGGCGGGUUCCAUUUACGGUGAAGAGAGGUUCCCGUGGUUUUUUCUGCUUUUGCCCACUCAGCGUCAGUUUCUUGAGCCACAUACCAUUCAUCGGAGUCUCUCACCGCUUUGAUUACCAGUUCCUCCGCAGAUAGGCAUCUCCCUUCAAAUGCCAUCUCGUUCCUUCUCUUCCAAAGAUUCCACAGGAUCCAGGGCCAUACCCUCUUAUCUUCCUCCCGCAGGUUAGUAUUUCCAUUAAGAUUGAGAAGAAAAUUCAUGUUUGUAAAAACAGAGUCUUCAGAAAAACCUCCAUUGCGUUGAGGAAUGGGUGAGACUGCCCAUACUAAUCUAGCAAAGGUGCAUUCAAAUAAUGCAUGAUUUAUCGAUUCUGUCUCAUUUCCACAGGUUUGACAACGAUUGUCAAUCUUCAUUCCUCUUGCCCUGAUCAAGUCUGCCACCGGAAGUGCAUUGCUCAAAGCUUUCCAUAAGAAAACUCUAACCUUUGGAACUGUUUUAACUUUCCAAACUUUCUCCUUAAGCACAUUGGUGGAGGGUUCUCUAAAGGCUUCUGGGUUCUGCUCUCUUGUUUUUAAAGAGGAAGCAAGCCAGUAGGCCGAUUUCACCGUUAGUUCCCCACUUUUGUUGAAUUUCCAUGUGAAGAAAUCCUGUCUUGCAGCCACAGGUUGGUUCCUCAUGAUCAUCUGAACAUCACAGGACACAAAGACUUCCUCCAAGCCCGCUUCAUUCCACUUUUUUGUCUCUGGAUCAAUGAGUGAGCUUGCCAUCAAGUUUACAUCAAAACGAAGGUUUUUAAACCAUGGAGCUCUGAGUCCUUCCACUGGAUCAUCUAUCCAUUUGUCCAGCCAUACUCUUGUAUUUUUGCCAUCUCCCACUCUGUGUCUCAGGCCUUUUUGGAGCAAUUCUCUCCCAAACAAAAGACUCCUCCAUGCAAAGGAUGGUCUCUCUCCCAUUGAAGCCGAAAGAAAAUCUCCAUCCUUAAAAUAUCUACUCUGUAAGAAAGUUGACAGUAAGGAGUGGGGUUGGUUAAGAAUUUUCCAAGCUUGUUUGGCUAACAAAGCCUGAUUAAAACAUUCCAAAUCUCUAAAACCAACACCCCCAAGCUUCUUAGGUAGACACAUCUUAUCCCAUGAGACCCAAUGAAUCUUUUUCUUAUGAGCAUCCGAGCCCCACCAGAAGUCUGCAUAAACACUUAUCAAGCUUGAUAUCAAUUUUUUUGGAAGCCGGAAUGCAGACAUUGCAAAAACCGGUAUCCCUCCCGCUGAAGACUUCAGCAAGACCUCCUUUCCUCCUUGAGAUAAAUGUCGCAAAUACCAUCCUUCUAGCCUUCCUUGAGUUUUAUCUUUGAUGUAUGACAGCAUCUCAAUUUUUGAACCCGAGAAACACUCCGGAAGACCUAGGUAUUUGCUUGCUCCUCCCUCAUUCAUAAUCCCCAAGAUGUUCUUUAUCUCUGAGCAAACUUCCUCCGCAACCCUCACCCCAAAAGAUAUGGAAGAUUUUUGUAGGUUUAUACUCUGUCCCGUCGCCGCUCCAUAAAACUGCAGGAUUCUAUGGAGAGUCGAGGCCUGAUCUUGUGUAGCUUUGCACAUAAACAAGCUAUCAUCUGCAAACAAAAGAUGGUGUAUUGCCGGGCCUUCUUCCGAAAAUUGCAGACCAUUAAAGAGUCCAUUUCUUUCUACCACAUUGAGCAAGUGGGUGAGUCCUUCAGUGCAUAGCACAAAUAGAAAUGGAGAUAAUGGAUCUCCUUGUCUCAAGCCUCUUUGUGGAGUGAUCAAACCAAAAGGUUGGUCAUUCAUCAGUACUGCAAAUGUGACUGAGGUUACACACAUCAUCACCAUCUCUACCCACUUCGGGUCAAAGCCCAAUGCUGUCAUGAGAUUCCUUAAAUAGCUCCAUUCAACACGAUCGUAAGCCUUGGACAUGUCCGUUUUGACCGCCAUGAACUCUUUCGAGACAGAUGGAUGGACUUUCAGUGCGUGUACAGCCUCGUGAGCGAUGACGAUGUUAUCUGCAAUGUUCCUCUCACUCACAAAUGCCGAUUGGUUCACAGACACCAAGGAGUUCAGGAAAGGUUGGAGCCUCUUCACCAAGAUCUUCGAAACGGCUUUGUAUAAUACCGAGCAUAAGCUUAUCGGCCUCAAAUCAGUCAUGUUCUCAGUGUUUGGAAUCUUUGGGAUCAGACACAAGUAUGUGAAGUUCCAAUCCUUCGGUAAAACCCCUGUCUCAAAGACCUCCUGUAUCUCUUUCGUUACUUGAUCGCCAAUAAUUUCCCAAUACUUCUGAAAGAAGGCUCCUGUCAUACCAUCCGGGCCAGGCGCACUGUCGGCGUUGAUGGAAAAAAAAGCUUCUCUAAUUUCUUCUUUAGAAACUCUUCUUGUAAGAUCAGAGUUCAUUGCCUCAGAAACCUUAGGCGAGAAACGUGCUCUCUAGAAUCCCCUUGUGGGUUUAAGUUGUUCACUGUGGGUCCAGUAAAACAUUAAAUCGAGGAGUGAGUUAAGCAAAUUUCACACGUUAUCUUUCAGAAAGUUCAGUACUUUUAUAUUUUAUUCCUAUAUUCUGCUGUGAGAGUACAAGAUAUUAAGUGUUUUUCUACCUACUCGUUCUUCCUCUUUGAAGACGUUGGUUGAACAUUAAAGUUAGAUCUGAGAUUUCUGUGUUUUUAUACCGAAAAAUUCAAGAUGUCUGCUGCAAUGGACAGAGCUCUUAUGGCUCUAUCACUGGAAGAUGAAGAAGAAGAAGUACCGUUCACUAUGCCGGAGCUACCUGGGUUUAGUUCGGCAGAAGAAAAUGCUCUCAGUCUCAUAGGAAGAACCCUCUACCCUGAACGUCAAAAAAUGUCAGGUCUCAUCCUUACCAUGCCUCGCAAAUGGCAAAAAGAAGGAAAAGUCAGGGGAGUGGCGCUGUCAGAUGAAAAGUUUCAGUUCAUCUUCAAAACUGAACAUGACUUGCUUGAUGUUCUCGACAAAGGAGUUCACACCUACCAGGACUGGGUUAUAGUGGUGGAGAGGUGGGUUGAGAAUCCGCCGGAUGAUUAUCUCCAAUAUAUUCCUCUGUGGGUUCAGAUAAGCAAGAUCCCGGUUAACUACUACACGGUGCCGGCUCUGUUUUCUUUGGGGGAAAUGCUAGGGGAAGUGAAGGUGGUGGCUUUCGAUCCAUCAAAGCCUAUUACUCAACCUUCAUCAGAGUUCAAGUCCGUUUCAAUGUAGCCAAUCCUCUGAAAAUGGCUAGAGUCUUGAACAUGGGGGGUGGUAAAACUCAUACUAUCCACUUUGACUAUGAAAAAAUCCAGAAACGCUGCUACACCUGCAGGAGGAUGAAUCAUGAAAAGGCAAACUGUCCUUGGGAGGUGAAGAAGAGACAAGAGGCUGCAAGUGCUAGAAGGGAAAAAAUUAUCACUGAGAAGAGUAAAGCGGCACCAGUGCUUAAGCAAAACGAUCCUCUCUUUGGAGUCCUUGAAGAGGAACAGGUGGGCAUCAAUACAUCAACUGGUAGACCUAGAAUUGCGGAGGAAGUGCUUGAAGAGAUGAGAAGGUUCCUGCUAGCAGACACAGGUGAAGCACUUGCAAUUAAGAUUGACAAGGUGAAGAAGUCUGUUGCUGAAACAGAAAGGGAUCCUAUUCUUCAGAGGACUGUUUUGAGAUUGGAAGCUGCACCUUUACUCACAACAGAUCUUAACAAAGGGAAGGGUCCGGUUUUUGACUAUGGUGAGAAGGAGAUAGAAAGAUGCAACUGGGACCUGAAUGUCAACCCAAACAAGUUUAUGGCGGCCUCAAUGAAAGCUAAUAGACCCAUGCUGGCUCUCACUGCUCCUAUGGCCAGCGACAAAGUAUUUUCUGAGGAAGCUGAGAGUGACUUCAGGGGCACGUUUUCUGUCAAUGAAGAAGGAAGAAAGAUUCACAUUCGCAAGGAAAACAAGAUCAGCGUAAGAGUCAGCCGUUCACCUCCUGCCAAAAGCAGAAAUUGCUGCAAUGAUUAAAAGAAAAUCUGCACAAUAUUCCCAAAAUGAUCAGAGCUUAAAUACGUAAAGAGUAUUUGCUAAUUUGUACAAGUUUCAGGGGUAAAACGUAGUUGUUAAAACUCAAAGGCAUGUUUUCAACCUUCCAAUUUUUUUUUUUUGUUUCUCCUCCUGUAACAAACUCUUAUUCACUCCGCCUUGUUAUCA
Messenger RNA from Raphanus sativus (radish), 4651 nucleotides. RefSeq lists its product as uncharacterized. Lineage: Eukaryota; Viridiplantae; Streptophyta; Magnoliopsida; Brassicales; Brassicaceae. Bases 3710 to 4465 code for a protein of 251 amino acids. The transcript has 2 exons. The record is from RefSeq and is a predicted model, not a curated record.